UCGGAUGCGUAUAAUCCGAACUGUGUCAAUUGCGGAGGCAGUGGUGAUGGUGGUGGUGGUGGUGGUGACGGCAAACCCGGGCAGAUCACAGUCUACAUGUGUCCUCAUCGUCGCGCCAAAACUACACGCUCCAAAGUUCCUUCACAAGCGUGUCCGUCUGGUUCGGAAAACGGACCUCUGUCAGAUGAGACCGUCUCUGAUGUCACAGAAGCGGAUACUGCACCCUCGAAUGACAAACAGAAGUCUGAUGACUAUUCACGCAAUCCUCCGGACAUGGACUUGGCGGUAUGUGAUCGGUGCGGUCUACUCCUGCGUUCUGGCUGCCGCGUGUUCGGGACAUCUGCAUGGGAAGCCGUACGAGAAAUCCGCUUUCGGGUGUUUUGCGCGACGCAACUCACGUGCAGCGCAGGUCAGUAUU
This is a messenger RNA of Echinostoma caproni, 418 nucleotides long. NCBI's taxonomy places the organism in Eukaryota, Metazoa, Platyhelminthes, Trematoda, Plagiorchiida, Echinostomatidae. The record is from the annotation of a GenBank genome assembly.